Molecule: messenger RNA, 1269 nt
Organism: Peronospora matthiolae
Lineage: Eukaryota; Oomycota; Peronosporomycetes; Peronosporales; Peronosporaceae
Source: the annotation of a GenBank genome assembly
AUGUCGUCCACCAGCAACGCCUCCAUUGACAAGUUCAACGGAGACAAUUACGCAACGUGGAGCCGGUACAUGCGCGGUGUGUUUUUGACGAAGUCCGUCUGGCACGUUGUCAACCGUGAAGUGACUCCGACUUUCACCGACCCGCGAGCGUCCGAUGACUACGUCAAGGCAAGCAACGUCGCGUUUGGUAUGAUGCUGCUGCACAUGAACGCGGACUACCAUCAUGUGCUGGACAACUGCGAGGAAGCCUGGGUUGCGUGGACAAGUCUGAAGACGCUGUACGGUGGGUCGCAGAAGGCAGGACGCAUCUACCUCAAGCGACAGCUUUUCAGUAUCAAGAUGGCUGAAGGCGCGAACGUCAUGCAUCACUGCAACGAGGUCCUCAACAUCUCCGCCAAGCUUAGCGGCAUCAGUGCGAAGAUGGAAGACGAAGACGUUGCAAUUUGUCUGCUACUCAGUCUUCCGAAGAGCUACGAAAAUGUGGUGCUCAACAUGGAAAUGAGCAGCACCGAGCUUCGCACUCAAGAUGUGGUGAGAGUCCUGACGAAUGAGCAUGCCAAGCGUCAAGGAGAAAAAGGGACAACGACAGCGACUACGGUGAAGGCUGAAGAUGCAAGCAAGGCAUUCAGCGCCGAGCGUGAGCCCUACCAAUGCACGUAUUGUGGCAAGGUGGGACACACGGUGGAUCGUUGCUGGACAAAGCAGAACAUGCGAACAUUCGGGUGUCAGACAUACAUACUGACGCCUAAAGAGAAUCAACUCAAGUGGGAUCCAAAGGCUCGCGCUGGCAUAUUCGUGGGCUACGAAGAAGUUUCGAAGGCAUAUCGUGUUUAUGACAUCGAGGCGGGGCAGGUGGUUAUCAGCCGCGAUGUCAACUUCGACGAGUCCACCUUUGGACUUCAACUGCCGAUCACUGAUGAAGAUGUCGAUGACCUGGACUUCGAAUUGCUGGAUCUUGAUGACGAAGAGCUGCGUCAAAUGGAGUACAAGCAAACAGGCAAGCGCAAGAACCGACUCAAUGAUGAAGAUACAGCAGCUCCACGACCGCGUGCAGUGCGUCAACGACCAGGACUAGAAGAGUCAAGCGCGCCGGAAAACAACUCUUCACGACAAGAAGAAGACGAAGAAACGAAGGAUUCUGGUGAUUCAACACCGCCUGUGUUUUGGCGUGCGAGUGCAAAUGCCGUUGAAGCAGCAGUGGACUUAUCAGAACCCUCAACAUUUGAAGCAGCAGUAAGCGGCCCUGACCAUGUAAGAAGUAGGAGUUAA